UGAUAAUCCACCGCCGAGAGAAGCGAAGCCGAGGUGUGAGCAGAGCGAGAGGAAAACCUCCGAUUAUUGAUAUUUGUAAAAGUUUGGACGCGUCAUUGAUCAGGCGGAGGUUGAGGAGACGGACAGGCGCGCGGCGGGCUCUUCGCCCCACUUCUGGCUUCAGACAUGGACGCUUUGAAAUCCGCUGGAAGGGCGAUCAUCCGGAGCCCGAGCAUUGCUAAACAGUCGUGGGGAGCAGGCAGACAUAAAAAGCUUUCAGAGAACUGGACGGACACGAGGGAGACCCUGGUGGAGGGCAUGGUGUUUCACCUCAAAUACCUGGGGGUGACGAUGGUGGAGCAGCCCAAAGGGGAGGAGCUUUCCGCUGCCGCCGUCAAGAGGAUAGUUGCCACGGCCAAAGCCAGUGGGAAGAAGCUCCAGAAAGUCACGCUAACGGUCUCGCCGCGUGGAAUCAUCCUUUACGACAGUGCCUCAAACCAGCUGAUAGAAAAUGUCUCCAUAUACAGAAUAUCGUAUUGCACUGCCGACAAGAUGCACGACAAAGUGUUUGCCUACAUCGUCCAGAACCAGCACAACGAGACCCUCGAGUGCCACGCCUACCUCUGCUCAAAGAGAAAAAUGGCGCAGGCCGUCACUCUGACAGUCGCUCAGGCUUUCAGAGUGGCGUUUGAGUUCUGGCAAGCCACCAAGGAAGAGAAAGAGAAGCGAGUAAAACCCAACUCGGACGUGGAAGGAGCCAGCAGCUCUCAGUCGGACAGCUCCACCAGCCUGGGCAGCUCGAAGGGAGGAGAUGUAGCCACUGGGACUCUCCUGGAGUUGGCAGAGGGAGCCAAAGCAGCACAGACCCACUCAGGAACAAAGCAGACAGAAUCGGAUCCCUUUGCAGUGCAUAAUCACGCGGCAGAGAACAACAAUACCGUUUGGGAACUGGAGGACGGUUUGGACGAAGCGUUUUCAAGCCGCAGUCUGGAUAGCUUUGAAUCCUACUCAGACUCGCUGAGUCUCGCACUAACCCCCAGGUCCUGGACAUUGGGGUAAAUCCUCAGGACUUGAACAACGAAGAGUGCCUCUCCCCGGGCAAAUGGGACCAAGACGAGACAGACUCAGCUGCACAAAAAGACACAUUUGAGUUCUAACCUGAAGCCUCUGCCAAGAAGAAGAAGGGAAAACCAGGAAAAAAA
Messenger RNA from Cyprinodon variegatus (sheepshead minnow), 1181 nucleotides. It is a transcript of the gene ldlrap1b, whose product is annotated as low density lipoprotein receptor adaptor protein 1. Gene Ontology annotation, cellular component: early endosome. NCBI's taxonomy places the organism in Eukaryota, Metazoa, Chordata, Actinopteri, Cyprinodontiformes, Cyprinodontidae. Bases 166 to 1038 code for a protein of 290 amino acids. The transcript has 10 exons. The record is from RefSeq and is a predicted model, not a curated record.